Molecule: messenger RNA, 8909 nt
Organism: Paramisgurnus dabryanus
Lineage: Eukaryota; Metazoa; Chordata; Actinopteri; Cypriniformes; Cobitidae
Gene: flnca
Product: filamin C, gamma a (actin binding protein 280)
Biological process (GO): actin cytoskeleton organization
Molecular function (GO): actin filament binding
Source: RefSeq, a predicted model, not a curated record
CUCCCCAUGCAUUUCAGACGACAGCUGUCUGCUUUCAACUUCAUCUUUCAUAAAGUGAUAUUCUUCAGUCUCCAAGCGUCCAUUAAGAAGGAGCGACUACAUUUGUCACUACACUGAGAAUUAAAAAAGGGACCGUUGCCUUGUAAAUCGUAAAUCGGAUAAUCUAUCACCGUCUUGACAGAAGAACCUCUUUCGCAGGCAUCCGUGAAAGCCCGUGUGUUUUCUCCAAACUUCGUCCGAGUUUCGAUCCGUUUGAGGCGACACCCUCGCAUUAGACGUAUAAAAGCAAAGGUCCAUAAUGAGCAAUUACUCACAUUUCGACGACCAGCCGCCCCAGUACAACCAGGGCACAGACCUCGGGGAAGAAGAGGAGGAGAUGCCAGCCACAGAGAAGGAUCUGGCCGAGGACGCGCCUUGGAAGAAGAUCCAGCAGAACACCUUCACCCGAUGGUGCAAUGAACAUCUCAAGUGCAUCAAUAAGACCGUCACGGACCUCCAGAAAGACCUGAACGAUGGCCUCAAACUUAUCGCUCUGUUGGAGGUCCUCAGUCAGAAGAAAAUGUGCAGAAAACAUAACGUCAGACCAAACUUCAGACAAAUGAAGCUGGAGAACGUCUCAGUGGCGCUGGAGUUUUUGGAAAGAGAGCACAUCAAAUUAGUGUCUAUAGACAGUAAAGCUAUUGUAGAUGGGAAUCUGAAGCUAAUCCUUGGUCUCAUCUGGACACUCAUUCUACAUUAUUCCAUCUCCAUGCCAAUGUGGGAUGAUGAGGAAGAUGAAGAGGUUAAGAAACUCACACCUAAACAAAGACUGUUGGGCUGGAUUCAGAACAAGGUUCCACAGCUUCCUAUUAACAACUUUAAUAAAGACUGGAGGGAUGGCAAGGCCCUCGGUGCACUGGUGGACAACUGUGCCCCUGGUCUGUGCCCUGACUGGCAAGCAUGGGACCCCAAACAGCCUGUCGAAAAUGCGCGUGAAGCCAUGCAGCAGGCCGAUGACUGGCUCGGUGUUCCACAGGUGAUAGCUCCAGAGGAAAUUGUGGAUCCAGACGUAGAUGAACAUUCGGUGAUGACAUACCUCUCUCAGUUUCCCAAAGCCAAACUAAAGCCUGGAGCCCCACUGAAGCCCAAGCAGCUGUACCCCAAAAAGGCAAAGGCCUAUGGACCUGGUAUUGCGCCUCAGGGCAACAUGGUUUUAAAACCGGCAUUGUUUACUGUGGAAACGCUGGAAGCGGGACUUGGUGAAGUAAUUGUGUAUGUAGAAGACCCAGAAGGCCAUACAGAAGAGGCUAAAGUUGUUGCCAACAACGACAAGAAAAGGACAUUCUCUGUCAGCUAUGUGCCCAAAGUUGAGGGUCUCCACAAGGUUAAGGUACUCUUCGCUGGACAGGACAUUGAUAAGAGUCCAUUCAUGGUAAAUGUGGCAAAAGCUCUGGGUGAUCCAAACAAAGUCCAAGCAAGAGGUCCUGGUCUGGAGCCAGUGGGCAAUGUCGCUCAUAAGCCCACCUAUUUUGACAUCUAUACAGCAGGUGCUGGGGCUGGUGAUGUUAAGGUGGUCAUUGUUGAUCCUCAGAAUAAAAACAACACCGUGGAAGUUAUUCUGGAAAACAAAGGUGAUAACGUCUUUCGUUGCACAUACAAACCUGUGCAGGAGGGACCCCACAUUAUCCAUGUGAGCUUUGCCGGACAGCCGAUACCCAACAGCCCCUUCAAAGUGCAGAUCUCCGAGGCACCCCCAAAACCCUCUACCGUGGCUCCGGUCCAGAUACAUCCUGUUAAAAAGAAAGCUAGCAAUGCAAAUGCCUGUCGGGCCACUGGCCGAGGACUGCAGCCUAAAGGUGUUCGUGUUAAGGAGGUGGCCGACUUUAAUGUUUUUACCAAAGGGGCAGGAACUGGAGAGCUGAAGGUCUCUGUAAAAGGCCCAGGUGGAGCAGAGGUACCUGUGAAAGUACGGGACGUCGGUGAUGGAGUAUACAAGUGUGACUACUGUCCUGUUCACCCUGGAAAAUAUCAUGUAAACAUAACAUGGGGAGGACAACCAAUCCCACGCAGCCCGUUUGAAGUGGAAGUUGGUGCAGAGGCCGGACUGCAGAAAGUCCGAGCUUGGGGUCCUGGCUUGAAGACUGGAAUGGUUGGCAAGUCAGCUGAUUUUGUCGUUGAAGCCAUUGGUACAGAAGUGGGAACUUUAGGGUUUUCUAUUGAGGGCCCAUCUCAGGCUAAGAUCGAGUGUGAUGAUAAGGGUGACGGCUCCUGUGAUGUGCGAUACUGGCCCACUGAACCCGGCGAUUAUGCAGUGCACGUCAUCUGUGAUGAUAAAGAUAUCAAAGACAGCCCAUUCAUGGCACAUAUACUCCCAGCAGCCAAUGAUGUCUUUCCUGAAAAGGUUAAAGCCUUUGGACCGGGCCUGGAGCCUUCUGGAGUUAUUGUCAACAAACCAACUCAAUUCACUGUUGAUGCCCGAGGAGCCGGUAGAGGGAGCUUGAAGAUCUAUGCUCAGGAUGCUGAAGGCUGUGUCAUUGACAUUAAGAUUACUGAUAAAGGGGAUGGAACCUUUCUUUGCAUAUAUGUUCCAACCAAGCCAAUAAAACACACCAUCAUAAUUACUUGGGGUGAGGUCAACAUACCCAAGAGUCCCUUCAGAGUUCUUGUUGGUGAAGGUUGUCACCCUGACAAAGUUAAGGUCUUUGGGCCAGGAAUCGAGAAAACUGGCCUAAAGGCUAAUGAGCCCACUUACUUCACUGUGGACUGCAGCGAAGCUGGCCAAGGUGAUGUCAGCAUUGGGAUCAAGUGUGCCCCAGGUGUGGUGGGUCCAGCAGAGGCAGAUAUAGAUUUUGACAUAAUUAAAAAUGACAAUGACACCUUUACAGUCAAGUAUACCCCGCCUGGCCCUGGCCGGUACACCAUUAUGGUGCUCUUUGCAGAUAAGGAAAUCCCGGGCAACCCAUUCAAAGUUAAGGUGGAACCUUCCCAUGAUGCUGGUAAAGUCAGAGCUGAGGGACCUGGGCUGAACAAGACAGGUGUUCAAGUGGGCACUCCAACCCAUUUCACCAUCUACACUAAGGGAGCUGGAAAGGCUAAACCAGAAGUUCAGUUUAAAACUGCUGUCAAAGGAGAUGCUGUAAAAGACUUUGAAAUCAUUGAUAACCAUGACUACUCCUACACUGUGAAGUAUACUGCUCUUCACCAGGGUGAGAUGGCCAUCAUGGUAACAUAUGGAGGAGACCCCAUUCCCAAAAGCCCUUUUAACAUCACGGUAGCUCCAUCAUUAGAUCUCGGCAAAGUCAAAGUUCAAGGACUUAAUGAAAAAGUGGAAGUUGGAAAGGAUCAGGAGUUUACUGUCAACACGAAAGGGGCAGGUGGACAGGGCAAGUUAAAUGUGAGCAUAACCUCACCAUCUGGUCGACAAAUACCUUGCAAAUUAGAAUCAGACAAGACCAAGGAGUCCACCGGUGUGAAAUACAUCCCACCUGAGGAGGGUCUUUACAAGGUGGACAUCAGCUAUGAUGGGAACCCUGUUCCAGGAAGUCCCUUUUCUGUGGAGGGGGUCAUGCCUGCCGACCCCUCAAAGGUGCGUGCAUAUGGGCCAGGACUUAAAGGUGGUAUUGUGGGUCAGCCUGCACUGUUCACUAUAGACACUAAAGGUGCAGGUGCUGGCGGUCUGGGUCUGACAUUGGAAGGCCCUUGUGAGGCUAAGAUUGAGUGCCAAGACAACGGUGAUGGCACCUGCUCUGUUGCCUACCUGCCUACAGAACCCGGGGACUACAAUAUCAAUAUCCUGUUCGGGGAAGCACAUAUCACUGGCUCUCCUUUCAAAGCUGUUGUCAAGUCACCUCUAGAUGCUGGUAAAGUAAAAGUGAGUGGCCCAGGACUGGAGAAAGCUAAAGCUGGAGAGGUGGCCAGUUUCACUGUGGACUGCAGUAGGGCUGGAGAGGCUGAACUCACCAUUGAGAUUGUGUCAGAUUCAGGGGCUCAAGCUGAAGUUCGGAUCCAGAAGAACAAUGAUGGGACCUUUUCAGUCACCUACACUCCUCUUUUUCAUGGGAUGCACACCAUCACCAUUAAAUAUGGAGGUCAACAGGUGCCCAAGAGUCCCAUACAUGUUCAAGUGGAACCCUCUGUGGACACAAGUGGAAUUAAAGUGUAUGGACCGGGAGUUGAACCAAGAGGAGUCCUUAAGGAGGUGACUACACACUUUAUUGUGGAUGCCAGGGCACAAACAAAGACCAAAGGAAAUCAUGUCAAGAUCCGCAUCAUCAAUCCAUCUGGCACAAACACAGAUGCACAUAUCACAGAUAAGGGAGAUGGCACCUAUAGAGUGGAAUACACUGCUUUUGAGGAUGGUCUGCAUCUGAUCGAGGUAUUUUAUGACGAUGUUGCUGUUCCCAAGAGCCCCUUUAGGGUGUCGGUUGUAGAAGGUUGUGACCCGACUCGUGUUCGUGCUUAUGGUCCAGGACUGGAAAGUGGGCUGGUCAACAAACCCAACUGCUUUACAGUGGAGACAAGGGGUGCCGGAACAGGUGGUUUAGGUCUGACCAUUGAAGGAGCCUCAGAAUCGAAAAUGUUCUGUAAAGACAACAAAGACGGUAGUUGCAGCGUUGAAUAUGUGCCUUUCACUUCAGGAGACUAUGAUGUCAACAUCACUUAUGGAGGUCUGCCAAUUCCAGGCAGCCCAUUUCGCGUGCCGGUGAAGGAUGUGGUAGAUGUCAGUAAGGUCAAGUGCUCAGGUCCUGGACUUGCUAACAGGGUGGCAGCACAUGUUGCACAGACUUUUACUGUAGACAGCAGCAAGGCGGGACUGGCUCCUUUAGAGGUGCAGCUGUAUGGUCCAACAGGGGCUCUAGAGCCUGUCGUUGUUAAAAACAAUCGUGAUGGAACACAUACUGUUAACUACACCCCUGCACAGGAGGGACCGUACACUGUGUCUGUCAAAUAUGCCAACCAAGAAGUACCUGGAAGUCCAUUCAAAGUCAACUCAGCCCCCACGCAUGAUGCCAGUAAGGUGCGUGCCAGCGGUCCUGGUCUGGACACUAAAGGAGUGGCAGCCAGUAUGCCAGUCGAGUUCACCAUUGAUGCUCGAGAUGCAGGAAAAGGCCUUCUGACGGUCCAAAUACUGGAUCCAGAGGGAAAACCAAAGAAAGCCAGCAUCCAUGACAACAGAGAUGGGACCUACACAGUAUCUUACGUGCCAGACAUGACUGGCCGCUACACCAUCACAAUCAAAUAUGGUGGAGAAAACAUCCCAUACUCACCCUACAAUGUCCAUGCUGUUCCCACCGGUGAUGCCAGCAAAUGUCUUCUCACAGUGUCUAUUGGAGGGCAUAGAGUUGAAAGCCUUGGGCCCAACAUUACGAGGGCAGAGGAGACGGUCAUCACUGUGGAUGCUAAACCAGCUGGUAAAGGAAAGGUGACAUGUACAGUGCUGACCCCUGAUGGCGUGGAGCUGGACAUGGACGUUGUAGAGAAUCCUGACGGCACUUUCGAUAUCUACUACACUGCACCUGAGCCAGGCAAAUAUGUCAUCACGAUCCGCUUUGGAGGACAACACAUUCCCAACAGCCCCUUUCAUGUCAUGGCUACAGAUCAGCCUGUUAAACCAAGGGAGGACAAAAAGCCUAUGUUCCAACCAUUAAACUUAGUUAUUCCAUUUACUGUUCAGCAGGGAGAACUCAGUGGAGAGGUUCGUAUGCCCUCUGGUAAAACAGCCCGUCCUUUAAUCAGGGAUAAUAAAGACGGAACAGUCACAGUGCAGUAUCAGCCAACCGAGAAGGGAUUGCAUGAAAUGGAUAUAAAAUAUGAUGGCAACCACAUCCCAGGAAGUCCUUUGCAGUUCUAUGUGGAUGCAAUGAACAGUGGAAUGGUAACAGCUUAUGGACCUGGUCUAUGUCAUGGCAUCGUGAAUAAACUAGCCAGUUUUACUGUCAUCACCAAAAAUGCUGGACAAGGUGGCUUGUCCCUGGCUGUAGAGGGUCCAUCUAAAGCUGAAAUCAGCUGCAAAGACAAUAAAGAUGGUACCUGUACUGUGUCCUAUUUGCCUACCACACCUGGUGAUUACAAAGUCAUUGUCAAGUUUGACAACAGGCACAUUCCUGGCAGCCCAUUCACUGCUAAAAUCCUGGGUGACGAUUCACUCAGAAGAUCUCAGCUGAAUGUUGGCUCUGCGGCAGAUGUCUCACUGAAGAUCACAGAAACAGACCUCAGCUUUUUAACGGCCAGCAUCAAAGCUCCUUCAGGAAAAGAGGAACCAUGCCUACUGAAAAGACUGCCCAAUCGACACAUUGGUCUUUCCUUUACUCCGAAGGAAGUGGGGGAGCAUGAGGUUAGCGUGAGAAAAAGUGGAAAACAUGUAAACAACAGUCCCUUCAAGAUUAUGGUAGGGGCUUCUGAAAUUGGCGAGGCCAGCAGGGUAAAGGCGUUUGGUAAAGGUCUUGUUGAGGCUCAUACAUUUGAAUUGGCAGAGUUCUUUGUGGACACUAGAAAUGCCGGAUAUGGAGGUCUUGGAUUGUCGAUCGAGGGACCGAGUAAAGUUGAUAUCAAUUGUGAGGAUGUGGAAGACGGAACCUGUAAAGUGAAGUACUGUCCUACAGAACCAGGAAACUACAUCAUCAACAUCAAGUUUGCAGACAAACACAUACCAGGAAGUCCUUUCACAGUGAAGGUAGCAGGAGAAGGACGCAUGAAAGAGAGUAUAACAAGAAAAAGACAUGCUGCUUCUAUUGCUUCAGUAGGAAGCACAUGCGACCUCAACCUUAAAAUUCCAGGAAAUUGGUUCCAGAUGAUGUCUGCACAGGAGCGCUUGACUCGUACCUUCACCCGUAGCAGCCACACCUACACACGUACAGAACGCACAGAAAUCAGCAAGACUCACGGUGGUGAGACGAAGCGAGAAGUACACAUGGAGGAGAGCACACAAGUUGGCGGCGACCCCUUUAAAGAUGUUUUUGAGUCCUUACUAGGAAGAGAGCGACUGGGUAUUUUUGGUGCAAUGCCCCAGGAAGGUGACACAGGGAUUCAGGGUAUGAUAGCCCAGGUGACCAGCCCUAAUGGGAAGGUGACAGAUGCAGAGAUUGUUGAGAGUGGGGACAGCACAUACAGAGUCUGCUUCAUUCCUACUGAAAUGGGCCCUCAUACAGUCAAUGUUAAAUACAGAGGCGAGCAUGUUCCUGGAAGCCCCUUCCAGUUUACCGUUGGGCCCCUUGGAGAAGGAGGUGCCCACAAGGUCCGUGCUGGAGGUACAGGACUCGAGAGAGCAGUCGCUGGAGUUCCAGCUGAAUUCAGUAUUUGGACAAGAGAGGCUGGGGCUGGUGGUCUGUCCAUUGCUGUGGAGGGUCCGAGCAAAGCUGAAAUCUCAUUUGAGGAUAGAAAAGAUGGAUCCUGUGGGGUUAUUUACAUAGUGCAGGAGCCAGGCGACUAUGAAGCUUCCAUAAAGUUCAAUAAUGAGCAUAUACCAGAUAGCCCCUUUAUCGUUCCGGUGGCAAAACUGUCCGAUGAUGCACGUCGACUUACUGUUACAAGUCUUCAGGAGAAGGAUCUAAAGGUGAAUCAUGAAGCCCAAUUUGCCGUUCAGAGGAACGGGGCGAGAGGUGUAAUAGAUGCUAAAGUUCACGCUCCCUCUGGUGUGGUCGAAGAGUGUUAUGUCACUGAACUGGAUAGUGACAAGAAUGCAAUUCGCUUCAUUCCACGUGAGAAUGGUGUUCAUUCAAUUGAUGUGAAAUUUAAUGGAAGCCACAUACCAGGUAGCCCAUUCCGAGUUCGGGUUGGUGAGGCAGAACAUGUUGGAGAUCCAGGCAUGGUAUCUGCCUUUGGUCCAGGACUCGAGGGUGGCCGCACAGGGGUUGCCUCUGAGUUUGUCGUCAACACAUGCAAUGCUGGAUCAGGGGCUUUAUCUGUUACUAUUGAUGGCCCUUCAAAGGUCAAAAUGGACUGUACUGAAUGCCCAGAGGGUUACAGGAUCUCUUAUACGCCUAUGGCACCAGGCAACUAUCUUAUAUCCAUAAAGUAUGGUGGGCCACAGCAUAUUGUUGGCAGUCCCUUCAAAGCAAAGGUUACAGGAAUGCGUCUGUCUGGGGGUCACAGUCUACACGAAACUUCAUCAGUCAUUGUAGAGACUGUAACCAAAACUUCUAAGAUGUCCGGAGCGUACAGCUCUUUGGCCGGAUCCAAGUCAGCAUCAGAUGCCAGUAAGGUCGUGUGUCAUGGCCCUGGCCUCUCCAAAGCCUAUGUGGGUCAGAAGAACAACUUUUCCGUUGACUGUAGUAAAGCAGGUACAAACACGUUGAUGGUUGGUGUUCAUGGUCCCAAAACUCCAUGUGAAGAUGUGUCUGUUAAGCAUAUGGGAAACAAGAUUUACAACGUAACCUAUGCAGUAAAGGAAAAAGGAAAUUAUGUAGUUAUUGUUAAAUGGGGGGAUGAAAUUGUACCAGGUACUCCCUUCAACAUCACGGUUCCUUAAUAACCCAAAACCAAACCUGCAGAUUUCCUCUAAUAAAGAUUAAAACAGCACUAUGCAAGAGAAUAUAGACUUUAACCAAAACAUUUAUAUUAUCUUCUCACUCUCUGAGAAAAUCUUAUUUUUGACAAUUUGACAAUACACUUCUUUGAAGUUGCGGUUCUAUAAUUAAUGCUAACCUGUUUGGUGCAAAUGCAUUUUUAAUGUUUUUUUUUGUUUGUUUGUUUGGAUGCCACCACUUACCUUAAAUAAAUGAAAUGGGCUUGUUUUGUAUAAUCAACAGAAGGGAUAGUUACAGAUGAUGGUUAUAUAGAAAGGGGAAUGUUACUUUCUUAAAGGCACUUUUGUUAGUGACAACAGUGUAUAGAUGUAUCCAACGCUUUUAUAUGCUUUAUAGAAUGUCAUUUUGUUAUCUUAACCAACAGUUUGAUAUGUGUUGAAAAACUUAAAUAAAGACUAAACUUAA